Molecule: messenger RNA, 5781 nt
Organism: Didymella exigua CBS 183.55
Lineage: Eukaryota; Fungi; Ascomycota; Dothideomycetes; Pleosporales; Didymellaceae
Exons: 3
Coding region: 1-5781 (1926 amino acids)
Biological process (GO): regulation of ARF protein signal transduction
Molecular function (GO): guanyl-nucleotide exchange factor activity
Source: RefSeq, a predicted model, not a curated record
AUGGCCGACCACCGCCACGACGAUGCCCCGGCAGACGUGGAAGGAAACACACACCCGACAGACACCGAGCCACCGCCGCCGCUGCCGCCCGCGCUGAACGUCCCCGUCCCCAAUGCCGCAGACACGCCGCGCUCGUCGGAGCAGAUAUUCGACCAGCGCAUCCACGCCGCCCCCCGCCCGCGGACAGACUCGCAGUCAACCGCCGCGACCGCCGCGACCGCCGCCACACGGCCCUCGACCCGCAGCUCGCUCGUCUUCGUCGGCACCGCGCUCGACACCAUUGCCGCGUCCAAGGACGCCCGCAAGAACAAGAAGCUCGGCGACGCCGCCAAUGCCGCCCUCGCCGCCAUCAAGCGCGAGGGCGACCCGGCCCGCAUCAACCCGGAGCUGCUGUUCGAGCCCCUGCAGCUGGCCUCGGAGGUCCCCAACGUGCCCGUCUCCAUCACCGCCCUCGACUGCAUCGGCAAGCUGAUCAGCUACUCGUACUUUUCCGUCCCGUCGGAGCCCCAUGCCGAGGGUGCCCGGACCAGCGAGGGAGCGCCGCUCAUCGAGCGCGCCAUCGACACCAUAUGCGACUGCUUCCAGGGCGAGGCCACCCACCCAGACGUCCAGCUGCAGAUUGUCAAGUCGCUGCUGGCCGCCAUCCUCAACGACAAGAUUGUCGUCCACGGCGCCGGCCUGCUCAAGGCCGUGCGCCUGACGUACAACAUCUUCCUGCUGUCCAAGUCGAGCGCGAACCAGCAGGUCGCCCAGGGCGCCCUGACCCAGAUGGUCGGCACAGUCUUUGAGCGCGUCAAGGCCCGUCUGGCCGUCAAGGAGGCCCGCCUUGGCCUGUCGCGUGCCUCGCUGAACGACAAGGACCGGUCGGCCGACAGCUUGGACCACGAACAGGGGUCGCCCGGCACGGACGGGUCCAGCGGCGGCGGCGGCGGCGGCGACGGCGACGGCGACGGCGACGGCGACGACGACGACGACGAACCUGCCCAAGACGCCGACGUGGAAGAGCCCAGCGACAAGGCCGUCGACAAGCACACGGGCCCCAAGAUUACGCUGCAGAGCUUCGAGAACAGCAUGACCUUCAACGACGACCGCAUACACGACAACGCGCCGACCUUGGUGACAAGGAUAAAGGGCAAGCCCAGCUCGCGGCACGUGUCUGGCGUCGGCACCUCCACGCCGCAGACGGGUGCAGACGACGACGAGGAGGACGAGAUCUUCGUCAAGGACGCCUACCUCGUCUUCCGCGCCAUGUGUCGCCUGAGCACAAAGGGCCUCUCGGUAGACCACGCCAUGGACGUCCGGUCGCAGGGCAUGAGGUCGAAGCUGCUCUCGCUGCACAUGGUCCACACCAUCCUCCACAACAACAUUGCUGUCUUUGUCUCCCCCUACGCCACCAUCCGGAGCGGCAGCGGCGACGAGCCCACGACGUUUGUGCAGGCCAUCAAGCAGUACCUGUGUCUCAGCCUGAGCCGCAACGGCGCCAGCUCCGUCAAGCCCGUCUUCGAGGUCGCAGCGGAGAUUUUCUGGCAGAUGCUCAAGUAUCUGCGCGUCAUGCUCAAGAAGGAGGUCGAGGUCUUCCUAAAGGAAAUCUACCUCGCCACCCUCGACAAGCGCGCAGCCCCGGCCUUCCAGAAGCAGCACGUCCUCGGCAUAUUCGGCCGUUUCGCCGCGGACCCGCGCGCACUCGUCGAGGUCUAUCUGAACUACGACUGCGACCGCACUGCCCUCGACAACAUGUAUCAGCGCGUGGUCGAGCACCUGUCCAAGAUCUCCAGCAACCCCGUGACCAUUACGCCCAUGCAGCAGCAGGCCUACCAGGAGCACCGAGAGAAGCGCGCAAGGCAGAUGGACUGGCAGACUCGAGGCACGCUGCCACCCUCGCUCACCACAGUGUCGAUGAACUCUGCCAACGAUGCCGACGGUGCCUAUCCGCAAGAGUACGCCAUGAAGCAAGAGGCGCUGGAGGCGCUUGUCGAGAUCCUGCGGUCGCUCGUCGGCUGGGCGCAGCAGUCGCUGCCGGAAAGCACAAAAGCACAGCCGCAAGACUCGAGAUUGUCGCUCGACGAUCCGAGGCUCUCGAUGGAUGCGCGCACGCUCGCAGACUCGCCCGCCCCCGGCCCGGACUCGGGCACGGUAACGCCGCUUGCCGAAGACGACUACAGCCAGCUGGAGAGGGCAAAGCAGCGAAAGACUGCCAUGACAAACGCAGUGCGAGCAUUCAACUACAAGCCCAAGAAGGGCUUGAAGGUGCUGAUCAAGGACGGCUUCAUCCCGUCCGACUCGCCCGAAGACAUUGCCCGUUUCUUCCUCGACAACGAUCGCAUCGACAAGGGCGCGCUUGGCGAGUUUCUCGGCGAAGCCGAUCCCGAGAACAUUGCCAUCAUGCACGCCUUUGUUGACCUGAUGGACUUCACCAAGACUCGGUUCGUAGACGCCCUGCGUCGCUUCCUCCAGAGCUUCCGCCUCCCGGGAGAAGCGCAGAAGAUUGAUCGUUUCAUGCUAAAGUACGCCGAGCGAUACAUGACCGGCAACCCAAACGCGUUCGCCAACGCCGACACUGCCUACGUUCUCUCCUACUCGGUCAUCAUGCUGAACGUCGACCAGCACAGCAAGAAGAUGAAGGGGCCCCGCAUGACACCGGAAGACUUCAUCAAGAACAACCGCGGCAUCAACGACAGUGCAGAUUUGCCCGAAGACUACCUCCGCGGCAUCUACGACGAGAUUGCGCACAACGAGAUUGUCCUCAACACUGAGCAGGAGGCAGCUGCAGACAAGGGUCUGGUUGCGCCACAGCCUGCCGGGGGUCUCGGCCUUGCCAGCAUCGGCCAGGCGCUGACCGGCGGCGCUCGGGACUUGCAGCGGGAAGCCAUCGCACAGGCUUCCGAGGCCAUGGCGAACAAGACGGAGCAGCUGUACAAGCAGCUCCUCCGGGCUCAGCGCAGGACCGCGACCGCUACGCCCGUCUCCAAGUACAUACCCGCCUCGUCGUCGAAGCACGUCGGUCCCAUGUUCGAGGUCACUUGGAUGCCCUUUUUGAUGGCGCUGUCGGGGCAAGCGCAGGACCACAACAUUGAGAUUGUCCGUCUGUGCAUCGAGGGCAUCAAGCUGGCUAUCCGCAUAUCCUGCCUCUUCGACUUGGCGGAUGCCCGUCAAGCCUUUGUGUCUUUCCUCGCCCGCUUCACCAAUCUCUACAACCUGAGCGAGAUGAAAGCGAAGAGCAUGGAGGCGCUCAAGACGCUCAUCGACGUCGCCCACACCGAAGGCAACCUGCUCAGAGAGUCUUGGCGCGAGAUUCUCACCUGCGUCUCGCAGCUGGACCGCUUCCAGCUCAUCUCGGCUGGCAUCGACGAGCGUUCGGUGCCAGACGUGCUCAAGUCGAACACGGCGUCGCAGUCGAAGAAGAACCUCCACGUCCCCGGCAGCCGGCGGCGGCAGUCGCACGUCAACAGCGUGCACUUCUCGGCCGACGUGGCCGAGGAAAGCCGGUCGACAGACAUUGUCAGGGGAGUGGACCGCAUCUUCACCAACAGCGCGAACCUGUCCGGUGAGGCCAUUGUCGACUUUGUCAAGGCCCUCGUGCAGGUCAGCUGGCAGGAGAUCCAGUCUUCGGGCCAGAGCGAGUCGCCGCGUACCUACAGCUUGCAGAAGCUGGUCGAGAUCAGCGGAUACAACAUGACCCGUGUGCGCUUCGAGUGGACCAACAUCUGGCACGUGCUCGGCGCCCACUUCAACGAGGUCGGCUGCCAUACAAACACAAACGUCGUCUACUUUGCCCUGAACUCGUUGCGACAGCUGUCGAUGAAGUUUAUGGAGAUUGAGGAGCUGCCGGGCUUCAAGUUCCAAAAGGACUUUCUGAAGCCGUUUGAGCACAUCAUCAACAACGCCAGCGUCGUGUCCGUCAAAGACAUGGUCCUGCGCUGUCUCAUCCAGAUGAUCCAGGCGCGCGGGGAGAACAUUCGCUCUGGCUGGAAGACAAUGUUCGGCGUCUUCACUGUUGCCGCGAGGGAGCCUUACGAGGGCAUCGUCAACCUUGCGUUUGAAAACGUCACGCAAGUGUACAACACGCGCUUCGGAGUCGUCAUCUCACAAGGCGCGUUUGCAGAUCUCAUCGUCUGCCUGACCGAGUUCUCAAAGAACUACAAGUUCCAGAAAAAGUCCCUGCAGGCUAUCGAGCUGCUAAAGUCGUCGGUGCCCAAGAUGCUGCGGACUCCAGAGUGCUCGCUGUCCGCCCACGCCGGCUACCUGAAGGACUCUGACAAGGGCUCGUCCAUACCCAAGCAACCCACUCGCCAGACGCAGGAAGAGCAGUUCUGGUUCCCCGUGCUCUUUGCCUUCCACGACGUCCUCAUGACCGGCGAGGAUCUGGAAGUGCGCUCGCGAGCACUGAGCUACCUCUUCGACACCCUCGUCAGCUACGGGAGCAACUUUCCUCGCGACUUCUGGGACAUGCUGUGGCGGCAGCUGCUGUAUCCCAUCUUCAUGGUCCUGAAGUCAAAGUCCGAGAUGACCAAGGUGUUGAACCACGAAGAGCUGUCUGUGUGGCUCUCAACGACCAUGAUCCAAGCCCUGCGCAAUAUGAUCAAGCUCUUCACCCACUUCUUCGACGCGCUAGAGUACAUGCUCGACCGCUUCCUCGACCUCCUCGCGCUCUGCAUCUGCCAGGAGAACGACACCCUCGCCCGCAUCGGCAGCAACUGCCUGCAACAACUGAUCCUGCAGAACGUGCAAAAGUUCACCGCAGAGCACUGGAGCCUCAUCGUCAAAGCCUUUGUCGACCUCUUCCACCGCACCGAAGCCUCUGCGCUCUUCUCCGCCGCCACCUCCGGCUCCACCCCGACGCCCCUCAACGGCACACGCGCGAAUUCCGACGCACAAUCCAUUGCCGAAUCUGCAAACAUCAACCUCGACACCCCGCCCGCCACCGAGCCCUCUGAAAGCUCCACAGGCCUUGGCAUCAACGGCCUCGACGCCCCGCACCGGCCCUCCCUCGUCACAGAGCCCACAGCUGGCGACGUGCCAGCCCGCCAAACAAGCGAUCUCGAAGACUACCGGCCCGACGACAACCCGCAGCAGCCCCCCGUCGUCGUCACCGCUGCGCGCCGCCGCUUCUUCAACCAAAUCAUCACAAAGUGCGUGCUGCAGCUCCUCAUGAUCGAGACGGUGCAGGAGCUCUUUGGCAACGACGCCGUCUACUCGCACAUACCGUCACACGAGCUCCUCCGCCUCAUGGCCGUGCUCAAGAAGUCCUUCCACUUUGCCCGCCGCUUCAACGCCGCCCGCGACCUGCGCGCCCGCCUCUUCCGCGAGGGCUUCAUGAAGCAGCCGCCCAACCUGCUCAAGCAGGAAUCCGGCUCCGCGUCCGUCUACGUCGCCAUCCUGUUCCGCAUGUACCUCGACACGGCGCCCGAGCGCGCCGCAUCGCGCGCCGACACGGAAAAAGCCCUCAUCCCGCUCUGCGCGGACAUUGUGCAGAGCUACAUUGAGCUCGACCCCGACACGCAGCAGCGCAACAUUGUGACCUGGCGGCCCGUCGUCGUCACCGUGCUCGACGGGUAUGCGGGGUUCCCCGACGCCGAGUUUGAGCGCCUCACCUCCGUCUUCGCACCGCUUGUUGUUGGAAUACUCGGCACCGAUAUGGCGGGCCAUGUCCAGCGCGCUGUGCAGGCCCUCGUCGCGCGCAUCUUUCAGACGAGUCUUGGUAUGCCGAGCGUCCCGCUUAUGCAGGGCGAGAGGCGCGAGAGCCUGGCUAGUCCGGAGGCGCGCACGCCAAGGCUGAGGUAG